AUGGCGACAUCCCAAGAACAGACACUGCCAAUAGUCUCAAGCCAGCAAUGUUUCGACGACCAGGAAGCAAAAGAAGAAGGCGCGGAGGGUAGCCACCAACGCAUUAGUGCAAGCAAUCACAGCAUCAGCGCGAGCGUUUACAGUGACAGCAGCUACCACGAUAAUAUGGAUGAAGCGAUGGCGACUCAGCGGUCGUUGCAACGGUUCAUGAAUACCUUGCUAUACGAUGCACAUGUGUCUGCGCUGGAAGUGAUUUUAAUACAAGACAAUGCGUCGAUUCUCACAAAGGAGGCUUCACUGAGUGCCCGUGCCGCCCACGAACGAUUGGCUAUGGAUAGAAGAGAUCACAUGAUAAUCACCAAGGAAAUAUCCCGUUGGGAAUCAUAUCCCUUUGAAGUCGACAAACCAAUCGUAGUGGCGAAACCAAAGCGAGCCAAGAACGGAUGCGUCCCGCAACGAAGGGCCAAGCGACGAUCAGGAUUGGAGUCGGCGGGAGAAAUCAAAGCAGAUAUUCUAAAAAAGGCCGAAAGUUUGCCGAGACGACCAAGACGACGGUCCAGCGUGGCAACGGAUGAAGCACAAAAAUCGUCCGUCCGACAGGAACUCAUGUCACUCUUUGACGACGACGAUGACACCACCAUGUCAGGCAACAGCAGUAGCACCGCCACCGGGACUUCGGGUUCUACCGUGAGCAGCAAAACUGGUAGCAAAUUAAAACGGAAUAUCAGUACACCCAAGAAGCCAACUCGAAGACUCAGCGAAUUGCCAGAAGAUUUGACGUCAAUCAACAACAACAACAACAACUCCAGCGGACCCAUUAGUAGUAGUACCAACACUCGAAAUUCACGACCAGCGACCAUCCUUUCCGAUCUCAUGGGAGACUCGAUGCAUUCCUAUGAGAGCACCGAAACGACACUGUCGGAAAUUGCUUCGCGGCAGUCGGACUUGUCUUCCAUCAGUGAACAAACCAACGAAUUGCUAGCUACUCUGGCCGAAGAUCGACCCAUGCUGGACUGCUCUGUGAUUUUGGAAGAAGCCGAUAGUCAUCAUCAACAACAACAAUCUAUCCUGACUACUCACCUUCAAAAUAACGGAUCCCAAGCAGGAAAGAAACAACAACAAUCUAUACCUAAAAAACCCGUGCGGCGGGUCAGCGAGGUCCCGCAUGAUUUGUUAGGCCCCAUGCCCAGAAGCUCGGACGGUACAAGUGACGUUAGUACUUCCAGUGAACUGACAGCGACGCAACCGCUACAACCCAAAAUACCAGAGGAAGAAGAAGAACUCCCGAGCUUGACUGUGAUGGAGUCGCCGUCUGUAGACUUGGACCACGACCCCUUGUCAUAUGAUGAUGAAGGCGACGAAGGUGCGAAGCAACAAAGAAAUCAUCCUUCCAUGAAUAGUAAUGGGAACAAUCAAAUUGUCAACCCGAGAUGGAGCGCGGAACAUCGAAAAGUUGAACGUACAGAGUCUCUACCAAACAAAAAAGUCUCCAGAACCGAGUCCUUACCGAAAAUGCCGACACGUCGGGUCAGCGAGGUGCCUCACAAUCUGGUGAAUUCGUUUGCAAAGGGCUACCAUUCCCCGAAACGGGGUUUGUCACCAGUCAGGCAUGGCAGCGACGCUCAACGUUCGCUUAGUACGGAAUCGACAGCAUCAGAAACAUCCGUUGCUUCCGAUAUUGAUGAAGCCACUGCUGGAAGACAUCCGACAGAAUUGUUUGCAGUCAUUCUAGAGGAGGAAUAA
Seminavis robusta is the source of this 1743-nucleotide messenger RNA. The record is from the annotation of a GenBank genome assembly. NCBI's taxonomy places the organism in Eukaryota, Bacillariophyta, Bacillariophyceae, Naviculales, Naviculaceae.